GAACUUCAUUACUUGUAUGUUCUGACAGAGAGAGUGAAAAUCCUCUACCAGUUUCACUGCAUAUAAAAUAUGAGAACGCAUAUUGAUGAUACUGCAUCUGGGAAGAAUCAACAUCUUCUAAUGCUUAAGCUUUUUGAUUCGUCUCUGAGGCUCUGUGCAGUUCCUCUAUCAGUUGCAACCAUAUGGAUUACUGUGACUAACCAGCAGGACAACAGCAGCUAUGGAAUGUUGAAAUAUAAUAACCUCUCUGGUCUCAAGUAUAUGGUUUUAGUCAGUGCCCUCUGUGCUUCUUAUGCUCUUGUUGCUGCAGCUUGCUCUUGGGUCAGAUACUUUGUAUCCAAAGCUUGGAUUUUCUUUGUAUCUGAUCAGAUUGUAGCAUACUUAACGAUCACAUCAGUUGCUGCAGUAAUGGAGAUAUAUUACCUGGCUUACAAUGGUGCUAAGGAAGAUUCUUGGAGCCAAGCUUGCAGCUCCUAUGGCAGGUUUUGCAGCAAAGUGAAGCUGGUUUUGAUACUCCAUGUGAUCACAUUUUUUUGCUUCUUUUUUUUAGCUGUGAUUUCAGCUUUUAGAGCGUUUAGUGUCUUUGAUCCUCCUUAUGACAACUCUCAAGAGGUGGAGGGAGAUAGAGAUUAAUCAGGAUUGCUCUUUUGGAUUUUGAAGGGGACUUUUGUCUUUGUGAUGGUAAUUCUCAUACUAAGAUUGCAAAUAUAAUAAUAUAUGGCAAAAAAAUAUUCAUUUUGCUUCUUAAAACUCAAUAUGAACCCUUCAAUAAAUUUUGGUAUCCGUUUUGCUUGAA
Messenger RNA from Cajanus cajan (pigeon pea), 796 nucleotides. RefSeq names its product CASP-like protein 2D1. Lineage: Eukaryota; Viridiplantae; Streptophyta; Magnoliopsida; Fabales; Fabaceae. The record is from RefSeq and is a predicted model, not a curated record.